ACUGAUUUAUUUCAUGGUGGCCUAUACGUCAUUCCGCCGCACUCGACCCUGUCACAAGAUUUUCUGCUACUAUAGCAGCUUCGCCUACAAGCGGCACGGGCUGGGCAACUUUCUACCUGAGGACAUCGACCCCUACCUGUGCACACACAUCAUCUAUGCCUUCGUAGACAUCACACCUGACGGCAGGGACUUGGUGCCUUUUAACUACAAUGACCAGGGACCAAAAGGUAUCCCUGAAAGACAAGAACCCCUCCUGAAGGUCCUACUUGCCGUCGGGGGGUGGCAGAUUGGAUCUGAACCUUUCAUCCCCAUGAUCAAAAAUGAGGACAACCGAGGAGCAUUUAUUGGAAACGUGAUCUCCUAUCUGAGGAAGCACGGCUUUGACGGCUUCGACGUGGACUGGGAAUUCCCGGCCACCAGGGGAAGUCCCCCUGAGGAUAAAUAUAGAUUUACACAGCUCAUGAAGGGGCUGCACGAGGCUUUCCUCCAAGAGUCGCAACACACCGGCAGAGAGAAGCUUCUGCUGACCCUCGCCACAGCCUCUGGAACCUUCUACAUCGACCAGAGCUACGAGCCAUAUCAACUCAUCAAAUACAUCGACUUCAUGUUUCUGAUGACCUACAACUAUCAUGGUCAGUGGGAGAAGAUCACUGGCCAUCACAGUGGACUCCACCCGCACCACGAUGACCCCACUACUGGGGAAAAGUCACAGUUGUACCAGCAAUGGUCCAUCGACUACUGGCUCCAAGUAGGCAUGUCCAAGGACAGACUGGUGGUAGGCAUACCUACCUAUGGCAUGUCCUUCACCCUGGCUGACGCAGCAGACAAUGGGGUGCACGCCCCAGCAGCUGGGGGCGGCAAGAUGGGCGACUACACACAGGAGACGGGCAUCAUGGCGUACUAUGAGGUGUGCCUCAACCUGCGAGACAAGGGCUGGAACUCUGUGUGGAUCGAGGAUCAGGCGGCCCCCUACGCUGUGGGCGGGGACCAGUGGGUGGGCUACGAGGAUCAGAAGAGUGUGGCACUCAAGGCACACAACAUCAAGUCGCAGGGCCUAGCUGGGGCCUUCGUCUGGUCAGUAGAGAUGGACGACUUCCGGGGCACGUGUGGCCAGGGGCAGUACCCACUGCUGACCAUCAUACAGGACAUUCUUGGAGGCGACUCCCACUACAUUUCAGAUCAUCGACCAGAAGCUGCCGGUUAUCCUGCCCAAGAAAUAGCCCACAACGUGAAGCAGACGCAGCAGAUCCAAGUCCUGCCAGAAAAAGUCAAACUGGACGUUGCCGAGAGCCCUGUGGUCAAAGGUGGCAGGCGCCGCUCAUUCAGAGGUGCUGUACACGGUGUGGCUGCAGCAGCAGCGGCCGCCGAACCAGUUGCAAUCGAACCAGCAACAUUUGAACCAGCAACAGCCCAACUUGCUCCAGUGCAAACAUCCGACCAGGGUUCUAGUUCUGAGGUGCCUCGCCAGUCGAAUGAUGCCCAGAAAGGGUCUUGGUGGUCGUGGUCGGUGCUAGCGGACCAGGGCAAGGAGUGGUGGCAAAGGACAAAGAGCCCGGGUACCUGGGCGCCCAACAAGGUCACAUUAGCCGAUGUCGCAAAAACAGAGUCCACAGAGAAACAACCAGAGGUCUACUUGACAGAUGACAACAACGCAGAAGUCGCGGAAGGCAGCCUCUGUCGGGGUCUCGGCGUCGGGACAUUCCCUGACCUUCAUUCUUGUGAACGAUUUAUCAUCUGCAUGCCCGGAGACUGGAUGGACCACUCCCCGCACAUCAUGAACUGUCCUGAGGGAACCAAGUUCGACCCUGACCUGAAGAUUUGUAACUACGCAUCAAGUGUCAACUGCGACAAAUAA
This is a messenger RNA of Candidula unifasciata, 1855 nucleotides long. The record is from the annotation of a GenBank genome assembly. NCBI's taxonomy places the organism in Eukaryota, Metazoa, Mollusca, Gastropoda, Stylommatophora, Geomitridae.